Tuber aestivum (summer truffle) is the source of this 335-nucleotide messenger RNA. The record is from the annotation of a GenBank genome assembly. Lineage: Eukaryota; Fungi; Ascomycota; Pezizomycetes; Pezizales; Tuberaceae.
AUGCAAGCUACCGCCGAGCGCGAUACCGAGGGAAGAAUAAAUCAUCCUAUGAUCGCUGUCACUCCUAGUCGUAUUCCUAAGACCAUCAAUGAGCAAGCUCUUCAGUAGGUUGUUCACAACAUCGCGGAAGAAACCAAAUGGUUUCUGGAAGUUUUCGAUUAUAACGUUAUUAACCAGAUAUAUGUCUGUGCCGGUGAUGUGAGUUUGUUAUCGUUCAUUUGCUCUCAUAUCUAUUGACAUGCCGUCAGUUACGCGCUCUCGGCUGCCUCACCAUUGUGCUCAACUUCCCCAAAGUGCAGAAAAUUGACAUUCAGGUCCUCGCCGAUCACCCCCAG